This is a messenger RNA of Caenorhabditis briggsae, 936 nucleotides long. It is a transcript of the gene Cbr-bli-2, whose product is annotated as Protein CBR-BLI-2. Bases 1 to 936 code for a protein of 311 amino acids. NCBI's taxonomy places the organism in Eukaryota, Metazoa, Nematoda, Chromadorea, Rhabditida, Rhabditidae. Gene Ontology annotation, molecular function: structural constituent of cuticle. The record is from RefSeq and is a predicted model, not a curated record. The transcript has 2 exons.
AUGGAUGAAAAAGAACUUAACCAUGAAGCUUCUAUGCUUCGAAAAGUCGCAUUUCUCGGAAUUUGUAUCAGUACUGUCUCUACACUGACAUGUAUCGUUGCCAUCCCACUUCUCUAUAACUACAUGCAGCAUAUUCAAACCAACUUACAUAGUGAAAUCGAUUUCUGUCGUCACAGAACUGUGGGACUCUUUAUUCAAUACGAGCGAAUGCAAACGGCAUCAGGAAUCAAAGGCCGAAGAAUUAUUGUGAAGAAACAAGCAGGAUAUGAUUUUUCUGAAUCAAACACAAACAGUGAAUCUGGAUUCAGCAGUAGCAAGUCGUCAUUGUCCCCAGGAGGACAAUGUUGCUCGUGCAAGACAGGUCCUUCUGGACCACCAGGCCCCCCAGGAGAGGAUGGAAGAGACGGACGCGAUGGUAAACCUGGGCUGAACGGUGAAGACGGAACAGAUGCAAAAGAUUCUGGAGCCAGGCGUGACACUUCUGCACCAUGCUACGAUUGCCCUGUUGGACCACCAGGACCACCAGGAAACAUUGGACCAAAAGGACAAUCUGGUCGCAACGGAAAGGAUGGUCUUCCAGGAGUUCCCGGAUUACCUGGACAACCAGGAGAACCAGGAGAGGAUGGACAACCGGGAGAAGACGGUGACCCAGGACAACCAGGAGAUAAUGGAGAGCCAGGAAAAUGUGAUGAAGUUAAUGUCGCGCAGGGACCACCCGGAAGACCAGGACCUCCUGGAUUGCCAGGUCCAGAUGGACUUCCAGGAACGCCAGGAAACCCAGGACAAGACGGGGAGCAAGGGCCUGCGGGAGAACCAGGAAGAGACGGAAAAGAUGGUCAACCAGGAAGACCUGGACAACCAGGGCCGCCAGGAGAGCCAGGAACAGGUGGUGGAUGUGAGCAUUGCCCAACGCCCAGAACAGCGCCAGGAUAUUAG